AUGUUUAUGAUUUAUUUUAUUUUACUUCUGUGUCAAGCAUUUUGUAGUAAAUCAAGCCGAUUUAGGAAUCCUAAACCAGAAAUGAUUAAAGAGAUCAUAAAUGAUUACAAUUAUAUGGCAAAUCUAAAUGAAUCGAUUUUAUUUUAAUAUUCAAAGUAUGUUUUAUUAAUAAUUAGUUAUUAUGGCACUUAUUCUAUGUCCUUAGUUUAAGAUAGCAAUAAUGAGAUUCCUUUGGCAUAAUCACUAGAUGGCAAUUUCAGUUAAGGAUGUCAUCCUUAUUCAAGAAAAAUUGCGUAAUCAUAACUAUAAAGUAUAACUCCUCUCUUAGAAUCUGAAACCACAGAUACGCUUAAAGGAGUAAUUACAUCUGUAUAUGCUGCAAAUCAUUUUGUAUUUGUUUUAAGGAGUGAUUUUAAACUAUUUAUUAUGAAAAUAGAUUACGAUAAUAUAAAUAUGGAUGUUUUAGACUUUUCUUAAUAUGAAAUCGUAGAUUUAAUUAAAGAUUUUGAUAAUGUAGAUGAAUCUUCAUAGAUGUUAAAUUCAGAACUUUUAUGUAGUCAAUACUUAAGAUAAGGAGGACAAAUAUUUUGUUUUAUCAUAAGUGAAUAUGGUAUAGUACAAUUCUCUUAUAAUUAAGAAGAGUAAAUUAUAUAUAAUAUAUAGGGGGAAAAUGAUUUCAAUAUCUAAAUUAUUUAAUCUAAAAAAUGAAUAAAUCAAUCACAUAUUUUUUAGUGAUGAAAAUAAUUUAUUAUUGAUAACUUAUCCUAAUGCUGGUGUUGAUAUCUAUAAAAUGAAUUCAGAUGGUUUUUUAUUCUUUUUAAACAAUAUAUCACCUUUUAACAAUUCUAACAAUUCUAACAAUUUUAAAUAAGCAAAGAUGGAUGAAAAAUCUAAUUAUCUUUAUAUUUUAAAUGAAAACAAGGGUGUUCAUAUUUAUAAUUUUGAUACAUAUAAUUAAACAUUUAAGGAGAACAAAAUGUAUAUUUACUUGAAAGGUGGUGAUACAUUUGAUUUUCAUAAUAACACAAUGUUUAUUUUAGCUUAAACAGAAGAUUAAUUACAAUAUGCAUUAGAAAUAUUUAUAGAUUUUGACAAUUAAUAAUAUUAUUUUAAUAAAAUACAUUAAUUUGGAUAGGAUGUAUAUGAUCUAUAUGUUGGGGAUAUGUUUGUACUAUUUGUUGGUUCUGAUCGUUUACAUUAAGUGAUUUAUCAUUCUGUUUAUAAAGAUUUUGAUGCUUAACAUGAAUAAUUUUAUUUCUCUGAUAUUGAUAUAAUUUAAGUGGAUGAAUUGAAUCCUCCUUGGAAAUAUUCAUUAUAUUCAGGUUAAGCAUAUGAAGAUGGAAUUUUAAGUAAAGUGAAUUUAACUUAUACAUAAACAUUUUUGGUAGGUAUAUCUGAAAAUGAAGUAAGUUUAUUUAGAUUAAGAUUGAUUGCUCCUUUGGUGCUUUGUACUGCAUAUGAAAGGAAAAAAGAAGUAAUUAUUUAAAACCAAUUUAGUAUUAUUAAUUGACUUUAAAUUCUACACUCUGCCCAUCAUUAUAAAAUAGAACUCAAAAUCAAUUUUAAUUUUGUUAAGUUUAAGCCAAUUUUAGUUUUGAAGGUGUUAAUGUUAUAAUUUAUGAAGAACAUUAAACAAUCUUUAUGGUAACAGAAAUAGUAUUAAUUUUAAUAAUACUGAUAUUAGUCAUAGCAUUAGUAUACUACAGAAGACAUUUAUAUAUACCUUUAAGUGAAUAAGAAGAAAAAUAAAUAGAAGAAUAUUCUAAUAGAUAAUUAAACACAGAAAAUAUUAAGACAAUCCUUUGA
Messenger RNA from Paramecium sonneborni, 1806 nucleotides. The record is from the annotation of a GenBank genome assembly. Lineage: Eukaryota; Ciliophora; Oligohymenophorea; Peniculida; Parameciidae.